Molecule: messenger RNA, 2111 nt
Organism: Seriola dumerili (greater amberjack)
Lineage: Eukaryota; Metazoa; Chordata; Actinopteri; Carangiformes; Carangidae
Gene: capzb
Product: capping actin protein of muscle Z-line beta subunit
Exons: 9
Coding region: 225-1043 (272 amino acids)
Biological process (GO): barbed-end actin filament capping; cell morphogenesis; negative regulation of filopodium assembly
Cellular component (GO): F-actin capping protein complex; cytoplasm
Molecular function (GO): actin filament binding
Source: RefSeq, a predicted model, not a curated record
AGCCUCCUUCCUGUAGCCCGGUUGAGGAAGUGAAUUUCGCUGACAGGGCUGGGUUCAGUGAGGGAGAGGCGAACAAAACAUCUUCCGAGGGGGGUUAGAAAAACAAACAACAAACAACAAAACAGCAAGAGGCGAGAGGAGAGAUUUGAUAACCCACAGUGAAGCUAAGGUGUACAGUCAUCGGUGAAAUCGUGCUCCCCUGCCCCGCUGAGACCGCCGCAGACAUGAAUGACCAGCAGCUGGACUGUGCUCUGGACCUGAUGAGGCGUCUGCCUCCUCAGCAGAUCGAGAAGAACCUCAGUGACCUCAUUGACCUGGUUCCCAGUCUGUGUGAGGACCUCCUCUCCUCUGUUGACCAGCCCCUGAAGAUUGCCCGGGACAAGGUCGUGGGGAAAGACUAUCUGCUCUGUGAUUACAACCGAGACGGCGACUCCUACAGAUCCCCAUGGAGUAAUAAGUAUGAACCUCCCAUUGAAGAUGGUGCAAUGCCUUCAGCUCGCCUGAGGAAACUCGAGGUUGAAGCCAAUAACGCCUUUGACCAGUACAGAGACCUGUACUUUGAGGGUGGUGUGUCCUCCGUGUACCUCUGGGACUUGGAUCAUGGCUUCGCCGGAGUUAUUCUGAUCAAGAAGGCUGGGGAUGGAUCCAAGAAGAUCAAAGGGUGCUGGGACUCCAUCCAUGUGGUGGAGGUGCAGGAGAAGUCCAGUGGCCGUACGGCUCACUACAAACUCACCUCCACCGUCAUGCUGUGGCUCCAGACAACCAAGACCGGCUCUGGUACUAUGAACCUGGGCGGCAGCCUUACAAGACAGAUGGAAAAAGAUGAGACGGUUGGAGAAUCCUCACCCCACAUUGCCAACAUCGGCCGCCUUGUUGAAGAUAUGGAGAACAAGAUUCGCUCCACACUGAAUGAAAUCUACUUCGGGAAGACUAAGGACAUCGUUAACGGCCUAAGGAGUGUUCAGACUCUGGCUGACAAGUCAAAGCAGGAGGCUCUGAAGGUCGACCUGAUGGAGGCACUCAAACGCAAACAUAACAGCUAGAGAUGCUUUUUCGUUUUCCUCUGACUUCUCUCACUCUCUCUGCCUCAUCUCUGCCAUCUUUUCUCUGUUUCUUUUCGUCUCUCCCUCCAUGCCUGUUUCAGUGCUGCACUCUUGUUUAUUUGUGAAAAAACAAAAAAGGAGAAAAUGCUUAGCUUUUUAUUUGGUUUUUUUCUUUUCUUUUCUUUUUCUUUUUUUUUUUUUUGUUUUUUGUUUUUGUUUUUUUCUGUUGGGUUUAUUUUCAUGCAUCUCAUCUGCCAUGAAGCCAUUCACUCCCUCUGUCUCUCUUCACCCCUCUCUUCUCUGUCUGUUCUCUCCCAUGUUAUGAAUAUAAUGAUAGUAUUACCACGGUUAAUGAUAAUCUUACAGUGUGAGGAUCAUUGUAGUAAUAAUCCCUGAUGUUCUCACAGCUGAUGUGUCCUCGGUCAGUUUGAAAUGAGCGACUUUGGCCCUGCUCUUCCUCCAUGGUGAGGAAACGGACAUAGACUGUGCUGUACGUGGUGUAGGCUUGGUGGGGCUGUCAUUAUUAUGUACAUCAAAUUUAUUUCUUGCACCUAUUUUUGUCUACGACACCCCCCUGAUAUAUUUGUAUAAAAUUAUAACUGUCCGUGUAUAACUGUCAUUCUUCUGGCCGUUGUAAACGGUGCGAACACGAGGGCGGCCUUCGGUUUGUGUUAAAGGGUUUUUAUUCUUUACUCCACUCUGUCCGCAUGCAUGUAAGCCUAUGUGGGAGCAUGGGGCCGCAGCCAGUGGAAGUGUAGACUUAUCAAACAUGGGGGAUAGACUGUUAUAAUCACCAGGUACACCCUUGUCGUCGAUCCAAUCCCCUACACUGUGUAUAACAUGACAGUUUGCCUCCCCUCUGUUCGGCUUAUUCAACUCUUCUCUCUCCUCACCUACUAUGUCUUUGUUGGGGGUCACAGUUUGUCUUUGUGUCUCAGUGGAAACCUUUGACUGUUUCCAUUUUGGAGGGGAAUCUUUUGUUGUAUUUUUGUUUUGUUUUUAUUUUGUAAAGCUUAUGAUUCAUAUUGUAUUAGAGCCUCCAGCAACAAUAAAAACGGUAAAAAGCUA